Molecule: messenger RNA, 3372 nt
Organism: Durio zibethinus
Lineage: Eukaryota; Viridiplantae; Streptophyta; Magnoliopsida; Malvales; Malvaceae
Product: G-type lectin S-receptor-like serine/threonine-protein kinase LECRK1
Biological process (GO): protein phosphorylation
Molecular function (GO): protein serine/threonine kinase activity; ATP binding
Source: RefSeq, a predicted model, not a curated record
UAAGCUUGUGUAACGUGCUAUGUUAGUCUACAUAUUAGCACUAGCCUUUAAUGGGUCGUACUGUGUAGACCUAUAAACUUAAAACUUUCUAGCUUAGCAUGAUAUAUAUCGUAUUUGAUUUAAUCCAAUUAUUUAAUAACAAAUUGUGUCAAAUAUGACUUACAUUAUGCAGUAUCGUAUGAUUGACUGUCUAACCAUUAGACACUUCUAAUUUUAAGGUAGCAUUAAAAUUUUUAAGGUAAAAAAAAAAAAAAAAACCUAUGAUACGACCAACGAUUGCACCAUUUAUAUCUGAUAGCCGACUGCUAACGAACUCAUCGUGCCGAAAAUCUAUUUGCGUCUCCAUGGACGGUUGGUUGGAAGGCAAGCGACCCCUCAUCGAGAGUGCGCUUGAAUCGAAACGGGCCCUUUAAGUAAUGACUUCACUCCUUCCCAACUAUUGUCCAUGGGAGCCUAGGAUUCCAGACUCGGUCCCUUGUUGGCAGCUCUAGAUUUCUGAGAAACUACCCAAAGUAAUUAACCCUAGUCCCCACGUAGUCCUACGGUUGUUUUUUAUAUUUAUCCAAAGGAAUUACCUUGGUAAUUCUGUUCACUUUUAAGCAAGCUAUAUUCCAUCGAAGAACCAAAAGGAAAAAACAAAGAGGAAAAAGAGAAGAAAUUAACAAGCUUCAUAACUAACUAUGAAGAUAUUUUAUUAGUCUGCCUUGAGCAAAACGACUCUCUCUUUGUCUCUCACCUGCACAGGCCAGACUCAUGGCUAUGGUACUAGCUGUUUUCUUGCUGCUUCUUUUACUUUGCUUACAUGUGAGAGCUGAUCAAAACCAGCAAUCCAAUUUGAUAAAAUUAGGUUCUUCACUCUCUCCCAGAACCGACCCCUCCUCAUGGGCCUCACCUUCAGGUCAUUUUGCAUUUGGUUUCUAUCCGCAAGGCAAUGGAUUUGCUGUUGGUAUAUGGAUUGUCGGUCUCCCGAAGAACACGACUGUCUGGACAGCAAACCGAGAUGAUCCCCCCGUCUCCUCAAAUGCUACAUUAAACUUCACAAGAGAUGGUGUGUUGGUACUUCGGACUGAGGAUGGAAGAGAAAGGCCCAUUGCUGAUCUGGAAGACACUGCCGAUUCUGCAUCUAUGCUGGAUACUGGUAAUUUUGUUCUCUACAAUAACAGUGAUGUUAUAUGGGAAAGCUUUGACCACCCAACUAACACGUUAUUAGGAGGCCAGAAUUUAACCCAGAGGGAUAGCUUGAUUUCCGCUGUCUCAAGUUCGAACCACUCGAGUGGAAUUUUUCUGCUCAGAAUGCAGUCUGAUGGAAACCUUGUGGCCUAUGUAAACAAUUCCGGUUUACCUGAAACUGAUGCUGAAUCUGCUUACUGGGCCUCUGGGACUUCUGGCUCAGAUUUUAGUUUGUUGAAUCUCAAUAAAAGAGGCCUUCUACGCCUGUUUGAUUAUCAUUCCAAUGCAAAUAUUUUGGCAAAUAGCUCUUAUGCUGGGAGUAAAAGAAUUACCAUCUAUCGAGCAACAAUUGAUCCAGAUGGAAUUUUUAGAAUGUACUUGCAUCAUUUUUUUGAUAGCUGCACCAACUCAUGUGAAAAGGUGGUGUGGCAAAAUUUAGAAGAUCGAUGCGAAGUUAAGGGCUACUGCGGCUUGAAUAGUUACUGUUCAGGACGGGGAAAUGAUACUGACUGCUAUUGUUAUCCUGGUUUUACUGUAAUCAGUGACAAUAAGACGUCCCUUGGCUGCUCUCAGAACUUCACUGAAGAUGAUUGCAUAGGUAGGAAAUAUCAAGUGAAGCAAUACAAUAUUACUACCUUGGAGAAUAUGCAAUGGGCUGACAACCCUUAUUCUGUGAUACAAAUGAAGAAGGACGACUGUAAAAAGUCUUGCCAGGAGGAUUGUUACUGUGGAGCAGUACUCUAUUCCAGUGGCAACUGUAACAGGUAUAAGCUACCUCUCAGAUAUGGUAGAAGAAGCAAAAAUAUGUCAACUUUAGCCUUCAUUAAGUUGAUUCAUGGAGGCUUCACAAACUACAGAACGCCCAUGGUGCCUAGUAGUCCAACAGUCAUCAACGAAGAAAACCCACAUUUGCUUUUAUCUGUUGCCAUAAGUUUAGGUUCCAUUACUUGCUUGUGUUUUGCCCUUGCAAUCUCUGGUUUCCUCAUAUACAAGCAUAGAAUUCACAGUUACAGAAAGCAUUCAGAAAAUAAAAUUACUCCAGGAUUAACCGAGCAGUUUACAAUAAGAUCAUUUUCUUUUAUUGAGCUCCGGGAAGCAACGGACAAUUUCAAGGAAGAGUUGGGUAGAGGGUCCUUUGGAGCAGUUUAUAAAGGAACUCUACCAGUUACAGGGGGUACUAAAAUAGUUGCAAUUAAGAAACUAGAGAAUGUUGAGGACGGAGAAAGAGAGUUUCAGAAGGAGAUGACAGCCAUUGGGAGAACUAACCACAGGAACUUGGUUCGGUUGCUUGGUUAUUGUGUGGAAGGUUCAAAGAAGCUUCUCGUUUAUGAAUACUUGAGCAACGGUUCACUUGCGGAUUUUCUAUUUCAUAACAAGGUGCGUCCAAUUUGGAAGGAGAGAGUCAGAAUUGCAUUGGAUGUGGCAAAAGGAAUUCUUUAUUUACAUGAAGAGUGUGUUGUCCGUAUCAUCCACUGUAACAUAAGGCCCCAAAACAUACUCUUAGAUGAUUCUCUGACUGCCAAAAUCUCAGAUUUCGGGUUAGCCAAACUAUUGAUGGCAAAUCAAACAAGCGUUACAGGGAUUAAAAUUACAGGGGGGCAUUUGGCACCAGAAUGGCAAAGGAAUGCCCCAAUAUCUGUAAAAGUUGAUGUUUACAGUUUUGGGAUCGUACUGUUGGAGAUCAUCUGUUGUAGGAGUAGCAUAGAAUUAAAGGUUUGUACAGCAGAUGAGAUACUUCUUUCAAGUUGGGCAUAUAAUUGCUUUCACUCUGGCGAGCUGAAUAAGCUUGUGGAAGAUGAAGAAGUGGACUUGAAAAUGCUGGAAAGAAUGGUAAAGGUGGGACUGUGGUGUAUUCAAGAUGACCCAACUCUACGUCCUUCAAUGAAGAAUGUGAUCUUGAUGCUGGAAGGGACGAUGGACGUACCCAUCCCUCCAUACCCACUUCAUUAUUCCCUAGAUGUUUAACAAUUUUAAUUACCUGAUCAGUUCAUUAUAUGUAUAAGGAUUGUACUCUCAUGCAUGCAUGUUUGCUUCGCAUGUAUUUUAUGUUUUUGUAGUAUUAAUAAUUCUUAAGUUUUGUUAAUUUGGUAAUUUAGAUUUUAAAAAUCAUUUAAUUAGAUUUUAAAUUUAGUAUUAAUUAUAAAUUAUAUGAUAAAACACAUUUAAAUGUGUCUUCGGGAUUAUUUUUAAAUUCUUUGAAUU